Messenger RNA from Papilio polytes (common Mormon), 2410 nucleotides. RefSeq lists its product as uncharacterized. Bases 493 to 1446 code for a protein of 317 amino acids. The record is from RefSeq and is a predicted model, not a curated record. The transcript is spliced from 3 exons. Lineage: Eukaryota; Metazoa; Arthropoda; Insecta; Lepidoptera; Papilionidae.
GCCCGCCUCGCCGCCAUACCGCUGCACGCACGCACGCGCCGCACGCCGCACGCCGCACGGUGCACGGUGCAGCGUGCAGUUAUAAUUGGCGCCAAUUCAUUGUUAGCGCCCUCGAACCCCGCCAUACAUGACACCCGACACAGCUCACUCCAUUACCUAAUCGACGCUCCCACCACUCAGUUGCUUAAAUACCUAAUUAUCGAUUUGUUAUUGUUGUGAAAGUUAUUAGUGAUGUAGCGAGCGACUUUAGUGCCAGUGGCGCGGAUAUUAUCACAUGUGCCAGUGUAAUCGGUCACGCAGUGCUCAUUGUUUAGAAAUCGCAUUCCGUUUGCCGAAAACGGUGCCAUUGUUUUGUCCAUAUCAAUCAAAUCGUUUGUGUCAAGACACCCUUACCGCUCGUCGGGAGUUGCGUCUCGUGCCUCGUUAAGUGCGCCCGCGCCCGCCGCCAGCUUUCGCCGCCCGCGCUCGCCGCCAGCGCUGGCCGAGUGUGUCAUGAAUCUCUUUACGCAGCCCCGCGUCACCGCCGACGCCGCACUGCAGGCCAUCGAGAUCGUCGAGCCGGCGCCGGAGGACUGUCCCGCCAUCACCCUGCCUCCCGAGGGAAACGUCAAAAUCCGCAACUACCGAAUGUUGAACGAAAACUUGUGCGCGUACUCCCCCACCGGUGAUGUCAAUACCUCCCCCGACAAAGGUAAACUCGUGUCCAAAUAUGACGUUUACUCAACUCUAUCUCCACCGCGACAGAAAAUCUUGGAACUUUUGAGACCGGAAGACCCCGGUAGAGACGCGUUAGAGGCGAUAGUGAGGCCGACACCGCGACGCGGCCUUGCGCGACCCUUCGAUGAUGACACCAGGCGAUUCCUACAGAGGUCUCUGCUGUCCCCGAACACGCAGGUAUCGACCCCGAGCACGCCGGAACCACGCCUCUCUGAAUCCAAAGAUCGAGACCAGAAAUCAAACGAGCAGCAAUCGAUAAAAUCCGAAAGAUCUCUAGCCGACGAGUUAAAGGAGGCAGAAGAGGAGGAGAAGGCGGGGGGUAUCAGAAGAGAUCUCCUCCGGGAGUUCAGAAAGCGAGGGGGAGAUAUGAAGGAGGCGAUGGAGAGGGAGAGGAUGGGCAAGUUGGCCCUGUCGGUGGAGGAGGACGAGCAGGAUGUGGCGGAAGAAUGCGGCCUGUCCGGGGCGGCGCGGCGUCUGGACGCGCUGCUAGCGGAGUCCCGCAGCCUGCACGAGGAGCUGGCGGGCAUCCACGAGGACAUGCAGGCGGAGAGCGCGAGGGCGCGGCGGUGCGCGGCGGCGGCACGGCUGCUGGCUGCGGAGUCUCGUGCGCUUCGCUACCUCGACGACGUGGUGGCGCUCCUCAACGGCAACGUGGCCGCCGCACGCCGUGCAAAAGCCUGGCCCUUCGCCCUCGGGAACCGGGAGCCCGCCAGAAACUACAUCGUCUGAUAGCGGGUAAACCACAGAGAGAAGAUAGCAGCGGUACGUGACCUCUAAUCGCCGGAGACCAGCGCACUACGCACUCUUAUCAAUAAGCGAACUAUCUUCAUACUGAACAUUCACCUACAAUAUGGACAUCGAAAAUAUUAAGUUUUAUUUUUUAUUUUAAAGUUUACGGACAAACAUUAUCGCAAAAUGUCGCCUAGUUAUGUCACAUUCUUUAUCAUGUUAAGAAAAUUGAAACUCGAUUGUGAUUGAAAAAUAAUUAAGUUUUAAAUGUAGUUGUUAGAUAUUUUAUAGCAUAAUGAUCUCUUUAAUAUCCCUAUAAUAUAAUAAAGAAGUAAUACAUGAAAAAAAAAUAAGUUCAGUGCGCUUAUAUAAAAUUUCUUAUGAACUACUGAUCAAAUACGUGUUGAAAAAAGAAUUAAUAAGAUAUUUCUCUCACGAAUUAUGUCAAUAAAUGUUGACAUUACUGGCUGAGUAUAAUAUUAAUAAUAAAAAGAAAUUUACAUAGUCAUUGUUUUCUAUAUUAUAUGUAUAUCCUUAAAUAAUUGUGUUCAAUCUUCGAUUUUAGUGUGUUCAGUUCUGACAGUUUUAAUUGAAGGACGAAUCAAUAAUUAAAACUGUGCAUGUGUAGACAAAAUUUAGCUAUCAGUCGGAAUACUCAGUUGAAAUCUUGCCUACACACGCAGUUUUAACUGAUCAGUUCAAUAGUUCAGUUACUACCCAGCGUUUGUAACGAGAUUAAUAUUCCGUUUAGUUUUCAAUAAUCCUUUGCUUACGGAUUUUUAUACUCUCUAUAGCUGAUAUUAUAAAUUAAGGGCCGUCACAGCAAAAUUUCUUUUACGAAUUUAAAACCAAAUAAACUUGUUAACAAAUCUAUAGGCAGUUAUAGCUAAUUACAUGUUGCUUGAACAUUUUACUAAGACUGAUAUUUUUUUUUGGUUAGUGAUAUCGAAUAAGUAGUAAAUAA